AUGGAGACAAUAAGAGUAUUCAUAACCAUAGCAACACAAAAACAAUGGUGCAUCUAUCAGCUCGACGUCAAGACAACAUUCCUGAACGGCGAGCUAAAAGAAGAAGUCUACGUUAUGCAACCAGAGGGAUUUGUCGUUCAAGGGAAAGAAGAUCAAGUAUAUAGACUCCACAAGGCCUUGUAUGGGCUUCGUCAGGCACCUCGGGCAUGGUAUAGCCGAGUCGAUGAUCACUUCACCAAAAUGGGAUUCGUGCGCAGUGCGAACAAGCCCACUGUUUACAGGAAGCAUCAAGGAGUUGCAGGUGAGCUUCUACUCUGUUUAUAUAUGGAUGACAUAAUAUAUAUGGGGUCAUCUGAUGAAAUGUUGAGAGAAUUCAAGCAAACAAUGAUGAAGACCUUUGAAAUGUCAGAUCUCGGUCUGAUAAAAUACUUCCUUGGCUUGGAAGUGAAGCAGUCAAAGGGUUCCUUGUUUCUCUCUCAUAAGAGAUAUGCUGAGGAUCUCCUGAGUAAAGCAGCCAUGUUACAUUGUAAACCCAUUAGUACCCCAAUGAAUUCAAAUGAGAAGCUGCAAUCUCAGGACAGUUCUGGUUAUACAAAUCCAUCAAAAUACAGGAUGCUAGUUGGGAGAUUGCUCUACCUCACACACUCUCGACCAGACAUUAUGCAUGUUGUCUCGAUUAUGUCUAGGUUUAUGCAAACUCCUAGUAUGCAUCACCUCGGCGCAGUGAAACGAAUUCUGAGAUACAUCAAUGGAACAACCAACUAUGGUCUCCUCUACACUAAGAAUGAUGAAUUCAAUUUGACAGGCUACUCCGACAGCGACUUGGGUGGGUCGCAGGAUGACCGAAAAAGCACCACGGGGUGGUUGUUCUCUUUGGGGUCUACAGCUAUAGCAUGGUGCUCAAAGAAGCAACCCAUCACUGCAUUAUCCAGCACUGAGGCUGAAUACAUAUCCAUUACUUCAGCUGCAUGCGAGGCAAUCUGGCUGCGAGGUCUAUUAGAAGACUUGAAUGAAGCACAGGGCAGUCCCAGCAUCAUUCGUUGUGACAACAAAGCUGCCAUUUCAAUUGCUCGAAAUCCAGUUAUGCAUGGGCGUACAAAGCAUAUCGACACCCGCUACCACUUCAUUUGUGAGCUCAUGAAAGAUGGAUUAAUUGACAUAACUCACUGUGGAACAAAUGAACAAGUGGCGGAUGUUUUUACCAAAGCAUUGCCAAAUCACAAGUUUGAAUACUUCAGGAAUAUGCUGGGAAUCAGAGAGUUGUAA
Messenger RNA from Dioscorea cayenensis subsp. rotundata (Guinea yam), 1266 nucleotides. RefSeq lists its product as uncharacterized. The coding region runs from base 1 to 1266 and encodes 421 amino acids. The record is from RefSeq and is a predicted model, not a curated record. The transcript has a single exon. NCBI's taxonomy places the organism in Eukaryota, Viridiplantae, Streptophyta, Magnoliopsida, Dioscoreales, Dioscoreaceae.